AUGGCCUCAUCAACAAUUCUUUCAAGAAAAAUAAUUAAGCCUUCUUCCCCUAUUCCUUCUUCACUUAGACAUCACAAUCUCUCUUUUAGAGAUUACAUAGCUAAUCCUUCAUAUGUCCCAGUGGCCUCCUUCUACUCCAAACCUGAAAAUUAUAACAUGACACAAAUAUCAUACAUUCUUGAAAAUUCCCUUUCCAAAAUAUUGUCCUCUUAUUAUCCCUUCGCCGGACGAAUCAAGGAUAAUAAGUAUGUCGAUUGUAAUGACGACGACAUAGGCAUUGAGUAUUUAAAUGUUCGAGUCAAUUGUCCAAUGUCUGAAAUUCUCAACAAUCCAAACAAUGAUGCUAUUGAUAUAGUCUUUCCACAAGAUUUGCCUUGGAAUAAUUCCAUAUCGAGUGGAAGAAGCCUAUUGGUGGUCCAAUUGAGCCAUUUCGAUUGUGGUGGACUGGCAGUCAGUUUAUGUUUGUCACACAAGAUUGCAGAUGGGUACAGCCUCUCUAAGUUCCUUUUUGAUUGGGCUGAUAUAUCGCGAGAUGAGCACUCUGAUAUCAAACUAUCUCCUCAUUUUAACGCGGCUUCAUUCUUCCCACUAAUGGACAAUCCUCCAAAUAUACCUAAUAUUGUGCCUGAACCACAACGAUGUGUGUCAAGAAUGUACCAUAUCUCAUCCUCUAAUUUGACAAGACUCAAGGAUAUUGUCGCAACAAAUUCAGCAAUUGUACAGAAUCCAACUCGCGUUGAAGUUGCCACAGCACUUCUUCAUAAAUGUGGGGUGGCAGCUUCAAAGGCUAAUCCGGGCGUGUUCAAACCAACUAUGUUGAUCCACCUAAUGAAUUUACGCCCACCAAUUCCACUAAACACAAUAGGAAAUGCUACUUGUCACUAUGGAACAAUGGCAGUGUCAGAAGAUGACAUAAAUCUGACCAACUACGUGGCUCGGCUGCAAAAGGCUAAACAAAAACUUCAAGAUGAGCUGAAAGGUAUGAAUACAAAUCAGCUAGCUGCGGAUGCACUUAAAAGAAUCAAGCAGGGUGCAGACAUAAUAAAACGGGAUAUAUUUGAUGUUUAUUCUUGCACCAGCUUGUGCAAUAUAGAUUUACAUAAGCACGUUGAUUUUGGAUGGGGUAGGCCAGUAAGAUUGUCCGUAGCGCGAUAUUCAAUGAAGAACCACUUCCUUUUCAUGGAUGAACGAAGUGGAGAUGGGAUAAAUGUUGUAGUUACUCUGACAGAAGCCGAUAUGUCAAUAUUUCAGAAUAACGAAGAGCUCCUAGAGUUUGCUUCUCCAGUGGGUUCAGUCCCUCGAAUAAGCUGAAAGCGAAAAAUAUCUCACCAUGCCAUAUUGUGUGAUCUUCAUAUCCUAAGUGUUUGUUUUAUUGAAUUUCGAGAAUGGUGUGCACUUGUUCAAGUUGUCUUUUAAAUUGACACCAAGCCAUAAUGUGUGAUCUUCA
Molecule: messenger RNA, 1447 nt
Organism: Capsicum annuum
Lineage: Eukaryota; Viridiplantae; Streptophyta; Magnoliopsida; Solanales; Solanaceae
Product: acylsugar acyltransferase 3-like
Exons: 1
Coding region: 1-1311 (436 amino acids)
Source: RefSeq, a predicted model, not a curated record